CAUAGCGAGGACGACGGACGCGACGACGAGACUCUGGCCGAGUGAUCCGUGCGGUUUUGGCCAUUAAGGACAAUCAUACCGAGUGUGCGCGUCGAGGUGAUAUGCCGGGAUUGGAGCACAGCUUCGGCUUCUACUCGAAUACAUCAGCGUUAGGCCUAAUGUCCGAUGGUGUCGCCGCCGAGCAAGUGAAAAAGUUCUUUUUCACCUCGGGUAAAGCUCAUCGGCCACGCUGUAGCACCAGUCGCGACGACGACAGCGACGAUCCAGACGACCAAGACUCGGAAACUCUCGAAGUUUUCAUUCCAGAGCUUCUUCAAGCCAGCUAUAAUUUCUAUACUUGGCCUUCUGCUCCGGUAUUGGCCUGGUACCUCUGGGAACAUCGUAAAGAAAUAGCAGGAAAGCGUACUUUGGAAUUAGGUUCUGGAACUGCACUUCCUGGUAUUGUAGCUAGCAAGUGUGGAGCUAUUGUUACUUUGAGUGAUUCUGCAACGCUUCCCAAAAGCCUACAGCAUUUACGAAGAAGUUGUGAACUCAAUGGUGUUCUUCCUCAAGUUAAAAUAGUUGGAAUCACCUGGGGCUUAUUUUUAUCUAGUUUAAUAAACCUUGGACCAAUCGAUUUGAUAAUAGGAUCAGAUUGUUUUUACGAUCCUACUGUUUUCGAGGAUAUAAUUGUCACAGUUGCUUAUCUCUUGGAAAAAAAUCCUGCUGCAAAGUUCCUGUGUACCUAUCAAGAGCGCAGUGCUGAUUGGUCUAUUGAACAUUUACUCAAUAAGUGGGGUCUGAAGUGUUCUCAUAUAUCUCUAGAAAAUCUUGGUUCGAAAUCCGGAUUAGAUGUUAAUGAAUUGAUGCAAGAUCAUACUAUUCAUCUUCUAGAAAUCAAAAAAAGUUAAAAGAUUAAUAUGGCCAGCAGAGGUGU
Messenger RNA from Trichogramma pretiosum, 916 nucleotides. Its product is annotated as methyltransferase-like protein 23. The transcript has 3 exons. The coding region runs from base 102 to 890 and encodes 262 amino acids. NCBI's taxonomy places the organism in Eukaryota, Metazoa, Arthropoda, Insecta, Hymenoptera, Trichogrammatidae. Gene Ontology annotation, cellular component: cytoplasm; nucleus. The record is from RefSeq and is a predicted model, not a curated record.